GUAGGCACUAUAGGCCGUAGGUGACUGCCGUUUUAUGUUCGAUAAUUCGAUGUGUUCGAGUUCCGCAGUUUGAGGUCGGAGCUGUGAAGGUGAUGAGGUUAGAAUUGAAUCUUGAUAUUGAAUUAAUGACAUUGUAAUUCAAUACUCUGUUAGCCGACACAACUGAUAUCCCACUGUUAACCUCACAAUACAUAACAACUUCAUUGCGUCUAUUUUACUUCUGUGUAAAUACAUAGAUUGAAACAAACUACGUAUACGCUUAUCUAUCUAUACAUAUCUGUGUUUAGUAUUAGUUUAUUUAUCGCCCAGAAGCUUCUGUGCGAGUGAGAACAAUUAUUUCUAUUUAAUAACUACUCGUCAUUGUUAGUUGCACCUGUGGUUGUUGAAUGUCGAUUUCUUAGUGACCUUAAAGUUUUAUUACUCUGUGAUAUUUAAUUAAAUAUUUAAUACAACUGCCAUCAUGAGACUCUGUGAUUUUUUGAGAGUCCCAGCUUUAUUUAUUAUGGACCAAAUAUUCAAAAUUAGUUUCGGGUUUGAAAAUCUUGAUGUUAUAAUAAUUAAUUUGAAUAAUACCUCCAAGAAUGGUGACUUUACACAAUACUACAACCUCAUAUUUCUAUUCUUCAUCAAAAUAAUAGUAUCUUGUUUAAUAUUUGGUUCAUCAUUAUGUUUAUUGGCUCUACCUACUCGGUACUUGUACCUAGUAUACUUACAUUCAGUUUCUGUUUGUGUUGUACUUUUAUCUUAUUGGGCAAAUACAGAAACACUAAAUGUUUUAUCGGAGAAAUAUGAAAACUUUAUAACAAUUAUGAUAAACGGAGCUGUAACAUCGGAUGUAGAUAUAAUUAUACAUCAUUUUAAACAAUUACAAAUAGUAAAUGUCCUAUACUUGUUAUUCUUUAAUGUAAUACUACAGAUUUUUCUAUCACAAGUAUUUGACUUUUUACAAGUUUGUACCACUAAUCAUUCCAACCAUAAAGUUUUUAAUGUAGGUUUUAUUAUGCCUACUAUAAUAGCAUUAAUACCUGGUUCGCAUGAAUUUUUAAAUACAGUAUCUGUGUUAUUAACAUUGUUGCCAUUGUUUGUCAUGCUAAAAACAUUAUUGCUAAAUAUAUUUACAAUAAUAGAUUUAUUUUGCCAUGGAUAUAAUCAUAUCCGAUUGACCAUUAAUACUUAUGAAAUAAAUAACCUUAUUAUAAUUGAAUGGUCUCGUCUCAAAAUCCCAAGUGUUUUACGAAUAUUUUGGGCUAUGCGAGUAUUGGAACAAAUGGCAUACUUGUUAACUCAGAAGGAAAUAAAAAAUGAAACCUUGUUUAAAGUUAUAAAAUAUUUGUUGAUUAAAGGUUGUAAUACAUUUACUGCAGUUUUAGGAAUGACAAGUUUUGUAUCAUACUUUUUCCAAUAUCUAGGAGUAUUCAUUCGAUGGAUACUGUUGACUGAAGAUGUGGAACAGAUUAAUAUUGAAAAUGUGUUGGCAGUAUUAUUUUAUUUACUAGCUAUACAAACUGGACUAACAGUCACAGAGCCAGAAGAGCGUUUUAUACAACUCUAUCGAAAUUUUUGUUUAACUUGUGGUAUCCUAUUAAUUUACGUCCAUGGUUUAGUUAAUCCAUUAUUAUUAUCUUUGAGUAUUUCUCAAAAUUCCUCACUUAAUAGGCAUUUAAGACCUCUUUUAGUUUGCGGAUUUCUUUUAGUGUUAUCAUAUAAUAUAUUGGCAUACUUGUGGUCUUACAAUUUAUUGAACAAUUGGCUACUUGCAUUUUCUUCCUUAAACAUUCAAAUUAUUAUAAAAGUAUUGGUAACAUUAGCUAUCUAUUCAUUAAAUAUAAUUAAUGAAAAUUAUAUAUUAUUUGAUGAGAAAUUGGAUGAUUAUGUGUUCUAUAUUAAAUCAUUGGGCAGUGUGGUGAAUUUUUGUUUUGGAGUCUGUAUUUUUCUAAAUGGUGUUUAUAAUACAGCUUUUGUAUCUGAUAGUGUAAUCCAUACACCCUUGAUGUGCUUAGAUGCAUAUUUAAUCAUAUGGUGUGGCAUUAGGGAUGGAUGGAAAAUAUUCAUUAGACGUCGUCUAGCUAUGCUUAAAAUUGAAUCAUUAGCAGAUGCAACUAAUGAACAAUCAUUAGAAAUUAAUGAUAAUUGUCCCAUAUGUUUUCAAAAAAUGGUUUCUGCAAAAAUUACUAAUUGCAAUCAUUUUUACCACGGUACAUGUCUGCGUAAAUGGCUCUAUUUACAGGAUUACUGUCCAAUGUGUCAUGCAGUUGUAUCCUAGGCAUAAUUGUCAACUAUCUGUAGCCUAGUGAAUAAAGAUAGAAUAUGAGAUAGAAUAUAAACCAUUUUAAAGGUCUUCAAAAUGUUUUUGAAGUUGAUAAUUUUUAGAUAAUUUUAAUUGAUUAUAUUUUUUAUUAAAGAUAAAAUGUAUACCUAAUAUUAUAUCCUUGACAACUUUACAAUUGUAAUUAAAAUAAUUGAUUUAAUUUUGUACUUAACAUAUAUUUACUAU
Rhopalosiphum padi (bird cherry-oat aphid) is the source of this 2494-nucleotide messenger RNA. RefSeq names its product protein TRC8 homolog. The record is from RefSeq and is a predicted model, not a curated record. Gene Ontology annotation, cellular component: endomembrane system; endoplasmic reticulum. Gene Ontology annotation, molecular function: ubiquitin protein ligase activity. The transcript has 9 exons. Gene Ontology annotation, biological process: ERAD pathway. NCBI's taxonomy places the organism in Eukaryota, Metazoa, Arthropoda, Insecta, Hemiptera, Aphididae. The coding region runs from base 461 to 2263 and encodes 600 amino acids.